AUGAUGGAGACAAACAAGACUCUGGUGACCGAGUUUGUCCUCACAGGACUCACAGAUCGUCCAGGGCUGCAGGUGCCCCUGUUCCUGCUGUUCUCGGUCAUCUACCUCAUCACCAUGGCGGGCAACCUUGGCCUGAUUGCUCUCAUCUGGAAGGACGCCCACCUUCACACCCCCAUGUACUCACUCCUGGGCAGUUUAGCCUUUGCAGAUGCAUGCACUUCCUCCUCUGUGACCCCCAAGAUGCUGAUGAACUUUUUAUCAAAGAAGCACGUGAUCUCACUCUUUGAGUGCCUGGUCCAAUUUUACUUUUUUGGUUCCAGUGCGACCACAGAGUGUUUCCUCCUGGUGGUGAUGGCCUAUGACCGCUAUGUGGCCAUCUGUAGCCCUCUGCUUUAUCCAGUGGUGAUGUCCAACAGACUCACUACCCAGCUUAUUGCUGUCUCAUAUAUUAUUGGUUUUCUGCAUUCAGCAAUUCAUGUGGGUUUGUUAUUUAGAUUAACUUUCUGCAGGUCCAAUACCAUGCAUUACUUCUACUGUGAAAUUUUACAGUUGUUUAAGAUUUCCUGCACUGACCCUAGACUUAAUAUGCUCCUGAUUUUUGUAUUUUCAGCCUUCAUACAAUCUUUAACUUUCAUGGGCAUCAUCAUCUCUUACUUUUAUGUCCUCUCUGCCAUCCUGAAAAAGAAGUUUGAGAAGGGCAGAUGCAAAGCCUUCUCCACGUGCAGUGGCCAUCUGCUCUCUGUCUCCUUGUUCUAUGGCACUCUGUUCUUCAUGUAUGUGCGCCCUGGGUCUGGCCCAGGCACAGAUCAGGACAAAAUGUACUCCCUGUUCUACACAAUUAUAAUUCCCCUGCUAAAUCCUUUUAUUUACAGCCUGAGGAACAAAGAGGUUACAAGUGCCUUGAGAAGAAUAAUAAAGAGUGAUUGA
Tupaia belangeri chinensis (Chinese tree shrew) is the source of this 927-nucleotide messenger RNA. RefSeq names its product olfactory receptor 5AC1. The record is from RefSeq and is a predicted model, not a curated record. Gene Ontology annotation, molecular function: olfactory receptor activity; G protein-coupled receptor activity. Gene Ontology annotation, biological process: G protein-coupled receptor signaling pathway. The transcript has a single exon. Lineage: Eukaryota; Metazoa; Chordata; Mammalia; Scandentia; Tupaiidae. The coding region runs from base 1 to 927 and encodes 308 amino acids. Gene Ontology annotation, cellular component: membrane.